AUGCGUCGAAUCUCAUGCCUGGCGCUGGCGUGCCUUGCUUCCGGCCAAGGCGCCGAAACCAACACCUCGACGAGCCUUGGGCCCAUGAUCCCGGUGGCACACCGGCGCCGGCGCCGGCAUAGCAAUCCCUUCCGGGGCUCGCCCAUCGUGACCCCUGGGGCAGAGAUCGACUGCUCGCAGACCUGCGGCAAUGUCUGGAGGGAUUGCCCGGACUGGCCAAUGCGGCUCUGCGUGUAUGACGGGUACUGCGAAGAGCGAGUCUGCUUGCACAAAAUGCUUUUCCCGAUGCUGGGAUCUGAUGCCUCGUUUUUCUUCGUGAUCUUCAUCGUGUCCUUCCUUGCAGGGGCCCCGGGCAUUGGCGGGGGCGGCAUCAACGUGCCGCUGCUGAUGAUGUUGAACCGGUUCACCAUCAAGGAAGCUGUUCCCAUCUCCCAUAUCGCAGUCAUGGGCAACGCGCUGUCCCAGCUGCUGGUGAACACCCAGUUGCGGCACCCCUCGAUGGCUAAACGCCCGCUGAUCCAUUACGAAAUGGCGGCGAUCCUCCUCCCAGCGAUGCUGGGUGGCAACUCCUUGGGCAUCGUGGUGUCCAAAGUCUUCCCCCCCACGCUGCUGGUGGUGCUGUCCCUGGUCUUGUUGCUUCUCACCUCCGCCAAGACCACCCUCAAAGGAGGGGUCGAACAGCAUGGGAUCGGAUGA
This is a messenger RNA of Effrenium voratum, 696 nucleotides long. The record is from the annotation of a GenBank genome assembly. Lineage: Eukaryota; Dinophyceae; Suessiales; Symbiodiniaceae.